This is a messenger RNA of Setaria italica (foxtail millet), 864 nucleotides long. Its product is annotated as copper transporter 5.1. Lineage: Eukaryota; Viridiplantae; Streptophyta; Magnoliopsida; Poales; Poaceae. Bases 154 to 624 code for a protein of 156 amino acids. Gene Ontology annotation, biological process: intracellular copper ion homeostasis; copper ion transmembrane transport. The transcript has a single exon. The record is from RefSeq and is a predicted model, not a curated record. Gene Ontology annotation, cellular component: plasma membrane. Gene Ontology annotation, molecular function: copper ion transmembrane transporter activity.
GAAUAAAAACCGCCCCUUUAAAAUCUCGCCGGUCUCUUUCCUCUCCGGUCACGGCAAUCCUCCUCCUCAGCCGUCGCCUCGCCCUCCGCGCUCCCAAUCGCCGCCCCCAAUCCCUCCUCAGCCGCCGCCGCCGUUACCCCCCAGCCGGCCACCAUGAUGCACAUGACCUUCUACUGGGGCAAGUCCGCCACGAUCCUCUUCGACGGCUGGCGCACCUCCACGUGGCUCGGCUACCUCCUCUCCCUCGUCGCCCUGCUCCUCGCCGCCGCCUUCUACCAGUACCUCGAGGCGCUCCGGAUCCGCGUCAAGCUCGCCGCGGGAGGGGACGCGGGCAAGCAGCAGGCCCCCUCCAUCCCGCCGCCCGCCGGCUCCGACCCGUCGCGGGCGCCGCUCCUCGCGCCCGCCCUCGCCUUCGCCGCCGGGCGGUGGCCGGCGCGGGUGGCCGUGGCCGCGAUGUUCGGGGUCAACUCCGGCCUGGGAUACCUCCUCAUGCUCGCCGUCAUGUCGUUCAACGCCGGCGUGUUCAUCGCCGUCGUCGUGGGGCUUGCGCUCGGGUACCUCGCGUUCCGCAGCAGCGACGGGGAGGAUCUCGUCGUUGUCGACAACCCCUGCGCCUGCGCGUGAAGGCUCUACCGGAUGGGGUCGCCGGCUUGCUGCCCCAGGUUUCGCUUCGCGGAGACGGAGUUGUUGUAUAACACAGGUAUCAUAAUAAAAAAUCAUGUACAAAUUCAGUUGUGUGAUUGGAGGAUUUGCAGUGUUCAUGUGCUGUUUGGGGGAAUUGUAGAGUAAAGAAUGAGAAAAAUUGCCUUGUUUCUUCUAACAAAUUGAUGAAUUGAUUCCUUUCUGAACGAAGAUUUGGGGGUA